AUGAGUGUCGAACGAUUUCUUGUGUUCGGCUCGGUUAUUGCCUGGGUGCUCCUCACGUAUUGCUCCAGAUUUUGGAUCGAGGCUGUCGAUGGCUACCUUAUCGGAAAUCGUCGUCGAGUCAUUGCCAUGUGGCGUAUUGAGUGCAUUCUAACUCUACUCAACGUCUUUGCUUAUGGUCAAUUGAUGAAAUGGUUUGAUGAUGAUAUAGUCAAGGAAAAGGUGCAGGAUCGUAGGAAAAUGCAGGUAAUGUGA
Caenorhabditis remanei is the source of this 252-nucleotide messenger RNA. RefSeq lists its product as uncharacterized. The coding region runs from base 1 to 252 and encodes 83 amino acids. The transcript has 2 exons. Lineage: Eukaryota; Metazoa; Nematoda; Chromadorea; Rhabditida; Rhabditidae. The record is from RefSeq and is a predicted model, not a curated record.